This is a messenger RNA of Cladocopium goreaui, 4215 nucleotides long. The record is from the annotation of a GenBank genome assembly. Lineage: Eukaryota; Dinophyceae; Suessiales; Symbiodiniaceae.
UGUUUCUUCAUAGCCAUCGGUCCUAGUGAUUGCCGUCUACCAAAAGGUUGUGGCAAAUGUCGUAUACCGUGCCCACGAUUCUAGAGGAUGACCACGCCGUCUUGAAGCAAGCAAUCAAAGAGGCCCUGGAACCCAUUUUGAGUGGUGUGAAGGAUGUCAUCGGGCAGGUUCUUCGGGAAGUGAUCCACGAAGAGAUGCCACAGGCUCUAUCCCCACUGAUGGCCCGUCUGGAGAGAACGCCCUCAAAAUCAAGGAAUGGCAGGUCCAGCCACAAUUUUGAUGAGACGAGUCCAACAGAAUCGCUGUUUCCGCUGAGAAGCGGAAGCAACAGAAGCAUGGAGAACUCGAAGGACCUCGGCGUCAAAGUGGAUUCCAAGAUAUUUCGGAGACUCAGUGCUCCUAUGCAAAUUGCUCGAGUUGCCUCAAGUGUACACCGAGCUGCUCAACGGCUGAAACGAAGUAGUCACGUGAGCCCAGAAGGUAGCGAGGACUUUGGUGCUGAGCGGCAGGCCGAAGAUGUGUCUGUGCCGGUGCGACGGCUGGUUCCCGCUCUCUCCUCUGGGGCCUCGAGGCCGCUGGGGCAGCUGCUCCGGGAGGAUUCGUCACUUCCGGGGAAGAUCCCGAAUUUCUUGAGGGGAGCGGACGUCGGUAUUGAUUCAGAGAGGAUCGAGACGCUUGAACUGGCUGAAUCUUCACGGCAGGCCAUCAAGGAUCUUCAGCAGUCAAGUGGUUUCUUGACAGAAGAGGAAAGGCCGCAUGCACCGGAGGGCGAAGAACCUCGUCUCCCCGGGGCUCCUCAACACGGGGCAGCAUCACCGGUGGACUUCGCAGAUAUACAGCGUCAGACCUCCUCUUCACUGGAGGAGGAAUCUGCAGAAUCCACAAGGGACAGGGAGGAGCGUAGAUCGCAGCAGAGGGGGCCUUUGCGGGAGAUGAACAGCUUGGAGAUUGUUCCGUCGUUUACUGCCUCUGAGAGCAAGCCUGUGUCGCCACCGCUUUCCCACCGCAUCGCAGCCUUCUUCGCAAGGUGGAUGCCCAGAAGAGCGCAAAGCAGGCUUGGGAGGUUUGCCACGAAGGAGAGCUUUCAGGGCCGCAUGCCCUCUAAGCCGCAGCAGCUCGACAAUGCGAGAUCUGUAAGGCCGCGGAGGAGCGGUCGUCGUCACCGGACCACUUCUUUCUUCGAGGUGAAGACGCGCAGAAGGACCGCUGUGGUGCUAGAGCCUGCUGUAAUAGAAGAUCUCAGACGGAAGACUGCGCGGAGCUUCUGGAGAAGUUGGAAAUGGCCAUUCCGAGAUCCAAACGGUCGACCCAGACAAUGUUGGGAUUUGCUUGCUUGCAUCUUGCUGGCGCUUCAGCUGCUGUACUUGCCUUUCCAGAGCGCUUUCAUUACACCAGAAGACCUGGAGGAUGCGGUGGUACACACUUUUUCAAGCUGCCUCAUCACCAUUGAUAUCUUCUGGGCUGUCGACUUGGUGGUGAACUUUACAACUGGAUACAGAGAUUCGGUGCAGGUCUUACACACUGACACUAUGUCCAAAGUAUCUCACUACUUGAAGUCCUGGUUCUUGGUGGAUCUCUUGGCGACAUUCCCAUCACUCCUGAUGCACAUACUCCUUCUCAUCUAUGGGUCGAAUAUUGCGAGGCAACUCUUUUGGCUCACCUUGUCACCUCUGAUCAGGUCACCAAGGCUUUACGCACAGCUUUCAAUGCUCAGAAGGAUGGAGGCGCAUUUGAAAUCAUCAUGGCUUUCCUCAGUGGCUGCACUUCUGGAGCUGUUCAUGCUACCCGUGAUGUUUUCGCACCUUUCCGCUUGUGCCCUUUGGGCCUUGGGUCGUAGCAACUUGGAAGCUGAUCCGUCGGUUUCCAGUUGGAUCAAGAUGGGAAUCGAUCUUACAAAUGACCCAGGAGCCCUGCAGGCUGUUCCCAUCGGCGAGAGGUACAUGACAGCAUUGUACUUUGCUGUGACUGUAAUGUCGACAGUUGGUUUGGGAGACAUCAACAUGGACCUCGUGAACGAAAGAGGUCUGUUGUGCCUCAUCAUGGCAACCACCAGCCUGGUGGUUGGCGUGGCUGUAAAUGGGGUGGCGGCGAUAGUCGCGAAGCUGAAUGAGAGGACAGCCGUGACCAAUGAGCAGCUGGCAAAGGUGUCUCGCUUUUUGAAAGCUUACAACGUUCCUGGGGACUUGCAGAGAAGGGUCCAUAGCUACCUUUUGCAGUUCUUCGAAAACCAGGAACGAGAGGAUACCAAGUCGUCACUGAUGGUUUGGCUCAAGAAGUCAGAGACCCUGAGAGUGAACAUGAACCUGGCUUUGACCGGGACGUGCCUGGCACGACACCACUUGAUACGACUGGUUCCUCGAGACGUGCUGGUGAAUGUCUGUGACAUUUGCGACAUGGAGUUUCAUCCUCCAGGAGAGGAACUUGCGCAAGCAGGCUCAGAGGUGAAGUCCUGCUUCUACAUUCGCCGGGGCGAGGUACAAACGUGUGUUCCGGAGAACGAAGAAACCAACAGGACCGGAAACGUCUUGGCCAAAGACCCUGCGAGGGAAGGAACAGCGGAGUUCACAACUCUUUUCCACACAGAUGGCACAGCUCCUCCUCCGGAUGACAUUGACGAAAUCCAAAGAGAGAUUGAAGCAACAGAUCGGAAGAGGCCAGGGCAGCAAUAUCGAGAAGGAUCAUUCAUAGGCGACUUCCGACUCUUCCUCGGAAUCAGCAGGAGUUCGAAGACAGCAACUUGCACAUCAUUCUGUGAGCUGAUCGCCGUCGACGUGGAGAAGUUUCGCAACUUGAUGAUUGCGCAAGCGCCAGAGAUUUUCGAUAUGUUGGUGAUCUACUCCUCCAUCGACAAUGACUGUCCACAAGUCUUGCUGAGAAUCUUGGAGGAGCAAUUUCUUUGCCCAGAAGAUGCAUUGCUUUUUGGGGAGGGUGCCCUUCAUCACUGCGCCAAGAAAAAUGCCUACCAUUGUGCGGAUCAUCUCCUCGACGAGCUCUCUGCGGACGUGGCGGUCUUGGAUACGCAGGGGAAGACUCCCUCACAAAUUGCAGCCAAGUUGAAUCACAAGGAGGUGUUUUGGAGCAUUAUCAAGCAUGCCGGCAUGGCCACCGACGAAGAAGUUCUCCCCAUGGAGGCGUACGCGAUGAGGACAAAGAACCAGCGAAGAGUUAAGGCCUCGGCAUCGUUGAAUUCCUCUGCAUUCGACGAGAUCGAGCAGGAGACUCAAAUAAGGAGCUCCAUGGAAGUUCGAGAAAUCUUGCAAGUGAAUGGGUACAGCUGUGCGGAAUGGGAUCGUGAAGGACGAAAGAGUGUAGAUAUGCUGGUGGAAGAGUUGAACACCUGUCGCAGUCGGUUGAUGGUCAGCGCAGGGAAGCAUUUGGUUCGAAGAGUCGAGCUCGUGCGACUUCGACUCCUUGCGGUGGUGGACGAUCACGCCCGAGCAUUGGUGGAAUUGCAGACCGAUCCUUGGAUGAGGUCAGAGCAAAAACUGGCAAAGUUGCCAUGUCGGCGCAUUCUACUUUCACAGACCGUGGAGGAGGCGUUUGAGGCUCUACUGGUGGAACUGGGAGUCCCUGCGGAAUUGAUUGAAGAGAAGCUUUUGGUGACUUUGGCCUCCGGCACAUACAACGAAGUGAAACCUUCGAUGUCCUUUCCAGGCUUGGAUACCGAAUACAUCGUGCACGAGCAAACGAUGAAGAUCCGGUCUCAAGCCGUCCAUCGAGCCACAGCAAUUGGACUACCGCAAGGUGAAGCGUUUCAGAAGGAACUUCCUGUGUCGCCACUGACUUGCGUGACACGCCAGUUCUUCUGGCCUGUUCUUGUCAAGAUGCGUUUUGGAAAGCAUGCCGAUCCAGCAAAGACUGAGGAGCUGAAGCGGAAGCAUUCAGAGAGGAAGUUCGAGGAAGAUGAGAGCGGAUUUGGGUUGAGCAGGUUCAAUCCUUUGCGUUUUUCCUUGAUGAAAAAGAACAGCAACGUGGUCGACGUGGGAGCGAGAUGAGAUAAUCGAAGGAUGGAUGUCUACUUUUGGUGCUGGGAUUUGAAUGCUGUGAUUUUUUUUCAUGUCUUGUUUCGCCCAAAGGGCAGACGGUUGUUAAUGCAAUUUGAGCGAAGCUGUUGCAGAAUGCACUGCUUUGCCGGAGCUGUGCUUUAUGGGGCGGUUCCAAUUUUCAAAUCACAGCUGAGAUGUUGCCACGGGAGAGGCAUUCCCUUGAGGAAAA